Alosa alosa (allis shad) is the source of this 2169-nucleotide messenger RNA. It is a transcript of the gene dnajb11, whose product is annotated as DnaJ heat shock protein family (Hsp40) member B11. Gene Ontology annotation, molecular function: misfolded protein binding. NCBI's taxonomy places the organism in Eukaryota, Metazoa, Chordata, Actinopteri, Clupeiformes, Clupeidae. Gene Ontology annotation, biological process: protein folding; protein maturation. The coding region runs from base 77 to 1144 and encodes 355 amino acids. The transcript has 10 exons. Gene Ontology annotation, cellular component: endoplasmic reticulum. The record is from RefSeq and is a predicted model, not a curated record.
GAAGAUUUGACACAGAAAGCCGGUCAUUUCUGAGGAAUUAUUUCAGUGAAGCAGCGUACCCACGGGUGUUACAAGAAUGAAACUUUCAAUUGUCUGCUGUAUACUUGUAUAUUGUAUUGCUGCAGUCUUUGCAGGACGAGAUUUUUAUAAGAUCUUGGGUGUCAGCAAGUCUGCAUCAGUCAAAGACAUCAAGAAAGCCUACAGAAAACUGGCCCUACAACUUCAUCCUGACAGAAAUCAAGAUGACCCAAAUGCCCAGGACAAAUUUGCUGAUCUCGGCGCUGCUUAUGAGGUAUUGUCAGAUGAAGAAAAGAGGAAACAGUAUGAUGCUUAUGGAGAGGAGGGGCUGAAGGAGGGCCAUCACGGUUCUCAUGGAGAUAUCUUCUCUAGUUUCUUUGGUGAUUUUGGGUUCAUGUUUGGAGGACAAAGACAACAACAGGACCGGAAUAUUCCAAGAGGAAAUGACCUCAUUCUAGACCUUGAGGUUACCCUUGAAGAAGUGUAUUCUGGGAACUUUGUCGAGGUUGUGCGAAAUAAGCCAGUAGCCAAAGAAGCACCAGGGAAAAGAAAGUGUAACUGCCGCCAGGAAAUGAGAACCACUCAGCUGGGACCAGGGCGGUUUCAGAUGACUCAGGAAGUUGUCUGUGAUGAGUGCCCAAACAUUAAGCUUGUCAAUGAGGAAAGGACACUGGAGGUAGAGAUUGAACAAGGUGUUAGGGAUGAAAUGGAGUAUCCUUUCAUUGGGGAAGGUGAACCCCACAUUGAUGGAGAGCCAGGCGACCUACGUUUUCGUAUCAAAGUUCUGAAGCAUCCAUUGUUUGAGCGUAGAGGUGAUGACUUGUACACCAAUGUUACCAUCUCUCUUGUGGAAGCACUGGUUGGAUUUGAGAUGGACAUCACACACUUGGACGGCCAUAAAGUCCACAUUGUGAGAGACAAGAUCACCAAGCCUGGGGCUCGAAUUUGGAAGAAAGGAGAGGGACUUCCCAACUAUGACAACAUCAACAUCCGCGGCUCUUUAAUUGUGACCUUUGAUGUAGCGUUUCCACAGGAACAGCUUGAUGACAAUCAGAAAGAAGGGGUGAAGCAUCUGUUGAAACAGCUCCCUUUCCAGAAGGUUUACAAUGGACUACAAGGAUACUGACACCUUAUCAGAUAGCAUCUGGACUAAUUUCCCUAUUCUCUCUCUUCUGAACACACACACACACACACACACACACACACAGACACAGACAGACAGACAUACAAAACAGACAUACAUACAAACACACACCGAGGAUUAAGUGUCGGAGUGUAUUUAUUAUUUUCUUUGGGUCUCAGGAUGGUUUAACUUAAUGUGUCUUUUUUAAUUUUUACUUUGGGUUUGUUUUUUUAGUUUGUUUUAAUGUUUGUUUUCCUACCACAUUGAAUUGGAUUUAUUUUCUUUCCUUUAUAUUAAUUUUAUUUUGUGAUGUCCAAAAUGUCACCAUCAAUACAUAAAAACAAAGUCCUGUUGUAAAUAAUGUAUGAAAAAUUCCCUCUGUAGAUGUUGAGAUUUUUCAUCUCAGACAUAUCCUUGUCAUAUUGUUUAUUUUAAGCCGUCGGUCUUUGCACUCUGUAUGAAUUUUUGCAGAAGGUGGAUUAUCUCUGUGUGUUUUCUUUGGACUAACAAUUUUGUAUGAGGACCUUGCAAAGUUUUAUCCUCCCAUUUUUUGAAUGUAAAGUUAUUGAGAAGGAUUGGAACUCCACACAAUAAUUAUAUUGUCGCUGCCUGGUGAAAUCACACAUUUUUCCACAUUAACAGUUUUCGCUACAGUUGGUAUUCCACUGUCCCAGCUUUUUGAGUCCUUGAGUUUUGACCCAACGAAUACAUUUUUGAAACGUUUGCUGCUCCCCCUCAGUGCUGGGUGGAAGAAACCUGAGAAGCUGGACUUUAACAAUCUCAGAGACUGGAUAAGGAUCAUCACUCUGUCUACUUCCCCAAUGUUUUCCAUAUUCUCUGGAAACCUCCAUCUUGUCCACCUCUACUUGUAGUGGCUGGUUAGCACUCUCUCUGGUGCUCCUGGAAUCCUUUACCAGGGAUCCACGUGACAAGUUGUUUUAAAAAAAAAAAAAAAAAGGAAUAUUUUAGUGGGAAGGGAAAGGUGAUUUUCAAAUGAGAAAUUCAAUUAAAAGUUUAUAGUAACUUUG